Molecule: messenger RNA, 2363 nt
Organism: Labrus mixtus (cuckoo wrasse)
Lineage: Eukaryota; Metazoa; Chordata; Actinopteri; Labriformes; Labridae
Product: protein CutA homolog
Exons: 7
Coding region: 127-639 (170 amino acids)
Biological process (GO): response to metal ion
Molecular function (GO): copper ion binding
Source: RefSeq, a predicted model, not a curated record
CGCGCGUGUGUCAGGAAGUGUGAGCGACCAAUCCAACGGGGCGGAGAUUAACCACUGCCUUUGACCAUCCGACCUACACUACCUGUCAACACGAUGCACUUCUCCUGUCAAGGCUGGACUUGAGGAAUGACAUUUGUUGCCUCUAACAGGAUGGAGUGGCUGCUCCAGCGAUGCCAUAAAGAGGCUUUCUGCCACUCUGUCAUUCGGACGGUUCUGCUCAUGUUAUGUUUGCUCCUGGUCCUGUCCGUGUCUAUGUAUCCUGGGUUAAGGUCCAUUGGGAUCCAGCUUCAUUCAGCGCUGACAGGAAGUUAUAUACCAGGCCACCACUCCCUCCUUCUCAUCAACAGUCCCAAUGAACAAGCAGCAAAAGACAUUGGCAGGGCAAUCAUGGAGAGGCGGAUGGCAGCCAGCAUUAACAUUCUCUCCAGGACCUCCACAAUGUACUAUUGGAAAGGUGAAAUCCAGGAUGCAAGUGAAAUUCUGAUGCUGGUGAAAACAAAGACCUCCAGGAUCCAGGAGGUCGUGGACUACGUGAGGUCUGUCCACCCCUAUGCGAACCCAGAAGUCCUCAGCUUCCCUGUGGAGGACGGCAGUCUGGCUUACAUGAAAUGGAUGGAUGAAGCCAUUCCAGAUGACUAAUGUGUCAUUACAAAUCAAAGACAAUCUCUAUAUGGACCUCAUCUCAAUAAGGAAGCUGAGCCAUGAGCCUGAGCUGGUUUAACAGCUUUGGAUUGAAGAGUUAAGUGAGCACUCUACUGAACAACAACCAUAAUAUAUUUAUACUGUUUUGGAUCUCUGACCUUUUAAUUGCGCUGUAGAGAUUUGUUUUAUACACCAGCUACAGAAAACACUUCAGUCAAAUAUUUCCAUUUGACAGGUCAGUUUUCUACAAAUGAAGCCUACCAUAACAGGACUAAUGCUUUGUGCUGUGGUAGUCUGAUAAACAUAAAUGGAUGAAAACAUCAACAGCCUGUGGAAAAUAACCACAGUAUGGGCUUGAAUGUGCAAUCACUCCUCUGUAUAAUGCAUUCUUUGCCCACCUCUCAGUAUACAUUAUGCGUAUGCAUUAUUGUACUUGCAAUAUGGAUAACACCAUCCUCUUAAAGCAGUAAUCUUUCAGCAUUUGCAUUUCAUUGACUAUACUUUUUAGUCUGGCUUUUUAUCUAUUGAGAUUAUUUAAGAUGUCAUCAUUCUUGUGUGGUUGUGUUCCAGAUUUGCCUUACAGGAGGGUUCUAAAUAGUAUUAGAUCUUGUUAAUGACAAUGCAUAACUACUGCAUUGUCAUCAACAUUGAUGCCUGAUGUUGAACACAACAUUGUUUAUGUAUUUAUUCUUAUGAAUUCAAAAGAUCUUUAAAGCUCUUUUGGAAAUCAGAUGAGUUAUCUUUUUCAAGGGAAAUGUGAAGAGUGACACUCAGAGCAACAUGUUUCUAGAGCAAUCUAUGUGUACUUUCAGUUCAAUAAAGUAUUGAUCUGUCAGGCUGCAGAAGAUUUCCUUUAUUUGUACAAAAGGGGCUGUAAGCAACACACAACUGAAUUACUUGCACACUGUAAGUAAAAGGAAAAGAGCAAAAGUGCUGAAUCUCAGAGCUGCUCUAUUCUGGGUUAUCUCAGCGUGAACUGAUUUACAACCAUUUUGUGCAACAUAAAUUAAAACUACACAGAAGCACGGAGGAUAAAUUAACAGAGAGGUAUAAUCGCCACCCUGUCUUUAUCCUUACAAAUUAUUAAAAGCUUUUUUUUGUAUCCCAAAGAACAAAUGCUGACUUGAUCAGGUCUUCCUUAAAAGACACAUCCUUGAUCUCUGCAAGAUUUAAAAAUGCCAAGUAAAAAUUUUCAAGAAAAAAAUGUGAUUGUUAUUAAAUCCAGACAUCACUUGCACAUAUGAAUAGCAGCACUGUAUGUAUUGACAGGAAAUUUUGUAUUUUGCUGGAUUUUAUUCCAUACCUGUUUAUAUCCUGUCAUCACAAUUUCUAAAAAAGGCUUUGAAAUUCACAACAAAUAUGCCAGCACUAUGCCACAUUCAGGAUAAUACAGGUCAGACAGCCAUGCAUGCUUACCUCAUUCUACAAAGAUACACACUAAGCCUCAGUCGGCAGAAUGCGUUUCCGGCACGAGGCCUCAACAAAAGAACUGCAGACACAUUUUAGUCGGCUGUUGUCUGCUGAGCCAAAAUAAUCCUCCCCAUCAGGUCAGGAGCUCAGGCCAUUUGGUGAGAGUGCGAGUGUGUUUUUGUGGAUGCAAGUUUCUGCUUAUGUGAAUGUCUGUUAUUUGAAAGUAUUCUGUAUGUAUUCUCUGACAUUAGUAUGUAUUUUAGGGACGUGUGUACAAGGCAUGUUUGAAUAAACCUUCAUUUGCACAGGUA